AAUCUCUUUUUUUGUGAAUGAGCGGUGCUCGCUUGAUGAUUCUUCAGAGAUGCGGAGAGGAUUACAGACAUCUGUCAGCCUACACAAUUAUAGACACCAUAUAAUUCGUCACCCACCCUAGGCUACGUACUGUAUUCAGGAGAAGGAAGAAGAGUAGACUAGGGACUCUACUACAUACUCAUAUCAGAGAGAGAGAAGAGCACCACCAUGUCAUCUUCAUUCUCAGACACUCUCCAGUUCCGUUUCUCCAGCCCAGUCCACGAUGACUCCAUCCUGCAAAAGAUGAGCCUGCUGAGAGAGGACCGACGCUUCUGUGACGUCACCCUCGUCCUCGGAUCAGGGUCGUUCCGCUUCCCGGGUCACCGGGUGGUCCUGGCGGCCUCCUCUGCCUUCCUCCGGGACCAAUUCCUGCUGCACGAGGGGAGCCGGGAGCUGCUGGUGACUGUGGUGCCCAGUGCGGAGGUAGGCCAUCGGCUGCUCCUGUCCUGUUACACAGGCCACCUGGAGGUCCCUCUGAGGGAGCUGGUCAGCUAUCUGACGGCAGCGAGCGCACUGCAGAUGAGCCACGUGGUGGAGAGGUGUGCCCAGGCCGUCUCUCAGUACCUGGACCCCACCCUUGCCCACCUGAAGCUGGAGAGGAGCCCAGAGACCGAGGGAACCCCUCUACCACCACCAGACAGCGUUAAACCCCAACCCAGCUCAGCAAGUCUGGACGAGGGGGAGAUGGAGGGGGAGACCCAGGAGGACCCAGAGGACAGGGACCACAGCCUGGCCUCAGAAGACACUCCUGACAGUGUCCACAUGGUACACGCUAACAGCCCGUACGCUAACAGCACGUACGCUAACAGCACGUACACUAACAGCACGUACCCUUACAGCCCGUACCCUUACCCGACGGGCGCACACAGACGCAAGCAGCGCCCGCCCACGCCAUGCAGAGAGUAUAGGAAGAGGACCUUCUCCCCAGCAGGAAGUCCUGCCCACAGCAGUUCAGGAUUGGCUGACAGCUCCCAGGACCAGGAAGUGGACGGGGACUCUGGAGAGGACAUAUACAUGCUUGCUGCUCGUCAUAUGCAGGGCGUUGGGGGCGGGUCUCCCGAGUCCUCCUUUAGAGUUCUGACGGGGGCAGAGUUUUCAGGACGGGGACAGGAGAUGCUCCUCCAGAGACCCUACCUGUGCAGGAAGUGUGACCGAGGGUUCCACCACCUGGACAGCUACGUGGGACACCUAAAGGAACACAGGCUCUACCCGUGUCUUCUCUGUGGGAAGAGCUUCAGCCAGAAAAGCAACCUGACCCGACACAUCAGGGUUCACACAGGGGUCAAGCCUUUCCAGUGCCCGCUUUGCCACAAGACCUUUUCCCAGAAGGCCACACUGCAAGACCACCUUAACCUCCACACAGGGGACAAGCCACACAAGUGCAACUACUGCGCCAUCCACUUCGCACACAAACCAGGCCUCCGGCGCCACCUCAAGGACAUCCAUGGCAAGAGCAGCCUUCAGAACAUGUUUGAGGAGGUGGUGUGAGCCUGGGAGCUGCUGGACUUCUGCAGCAAGAGACUUCGGAGUUAAGCAUACCAGUGCCUAAAUGAAAACUACAAAGAAUUUGAACAACAAAAAAUUCAAACUACAGAGAAUUAGAACUACAAAGAAUUAAAACUACAGAGAAUUAGAACUCCAAAGAAUUAAAACUACAGAGAAUUAGAACUACAAAUAAUUAGAACUACAAAUAAUAAGAACUACAAAGAAUUAGAACUACAAAGAAUUAGAACUACAAAGAAUUUAAACUAAAAACAAUUAGAACUACAAAGACAAGGAGGAAACUAGUGUAAAUGUAUUGCACUCAAUGUGUACAUAUGCCAGUAUAUAUUCAACUUGUCUGCCUCUUUAAUGAUGUAGCUAGAGAUUUAGCACAGACCCAUGUCUAAAUGAAAACUAUGUAGAAGAACAGGCCAGGAGGGAGAAGUAGACUAAACUAGAGUGGAUUGAAAAGAUAUUGAAAUGACCAACUGAAGAUGAUCUUCCACUAGUUUGCCUCUUUCCUAAUGUGAUGUUUUUGCACUUUAUUUUCUCCCCCCAUCCAGACACUCUUAAUGAGUGUUUUGAUGGACUAUCACAGGAACAUACAGAAUCAGUCAACAAACUGUAGCUACAUCACUGCUAUUUAUAUUUUUGUGCAUUAGAGUGUGUACCCACAAGUGUGUGUGUAUUGUGUGUGUGUAUUUGUAUGUGUGUGUGUGUGUGUAUUUGCGUGUGUGUGUUUAUUUGUGUGUGUUUAUUUGUGUGUGUGUAUUUGUUUGUGUGUGUGUGUGUGUGUGUGUGUGUGUGUGUGUGUGUGUGUGUGUGUGUGUGUGUGUGUGUGUGUGUGUGUGUGUGUGUGUGUGUGUGUGUGUGUGUGUGUGUGUAUUUGUGUGUGUGUGUGUGUACUGUAAGAGAAAUGUGUCCACCUGUCUGUGUUUCCUUACGAUAGAUAUCUGUCUGUGUUUCUUUACGAUAGAUAUCUGUCUGUGUUUCUUUACGAUAGAUAUCUGUCUGUGUUUCUUUACGAUAGAUAUCUGU
Oncorhynchus masou masou (cherry salmon) is the source of this 2559-nucleotide messenger RNA. RefSeq names its product zinc finger and BTB domain-containing protein 26-like. The transcript is spliced from 3 exons. Gene Ontology annotation, cellular component: nucleus. Gene Ontology annotation, biological process: regulation of transcription by RNA polymerase II. The record is from RefSeq and is a predicted model, not a curated record. Gene Ontology annotation, molecular function: protein binding; DNA-binding transcription factor activity, RNA polymerase II-specific. Bases 208 to 1527 code for a protein of 439 amino acids. NCBI's taxonomy places the organism in Eukaryota, Metazoa, Chordata, Actinopteri, Salmoniformes, Salmonidae.